[Torrubiella] hemipterigena is the source of this 1734-nucleotide messenger RNA. The record is from the annotation of a GenBank genome assembly. Lineage: Eukaryota; Fungi; Ascomycota; Sordariomycetes; Hypocreales; Clavicipitaceae.
AUGUUCCACAUCGUCUGUCUAGCGCUGACCGGCCUGGCUGCGUACAGAUCGUACGAGUUCGCCAUUAAUAUAUACCAAGCACAUAGAACAGGACUGAGAUAUGUCAUUGUACCGUUUUUGGAGACAGAGAUUGUCUCACAGCUUGCCACCCCGGUUCUGCGAUGGCUUUACACCCCUUCUCUCGAUAAGGGCAAGGGUUGGCCAACUUGGUGUAGGUUCAUGAUCAAAGACUGGUCGUGGGAAGACAAACGCAUUGCCCAUGACAAGUACGGCGAUAUAUUUUUGGUAGUGUCGCCCAUGGGCAUCAUCUGCUACGUGGCAGAUGCCGACGUAUCGUGGGAUGUUUUGAACCGCCGCCAUGAGUUUACCAAGCCUCGCGACAAGUACAAAAUUCUUGAGCCGUACGGCCCUAAUGUGGCGACCGCAGAGGGCGAGACAUACCGCUUUCACGUUCGAAUCACAGCACCUCCCUUCUCUGACGGCUCUGGCGUCAACAACAUUGUCUGGAACGAGACAGUCAUGCAGACAAAGUCAUUAAUGGAGCGUUGGUCCAAGGCACCCCCUGCCAAUCUCCAUGAAGAUGUCAAUGCGCUCACUCUGGCUGUUAUCUCUCUCGCAGCCUUUGGCAGGAAGCUUGAUUCGGAUGGUGCGAACGCACAAGCUAUGCCGCCUGGGUACAAAUUGAGUUUCCUCUGCGCGUUAGCGGAUACGACUAAAUAUAUUCUUCAAAUCCUCGUGUUUCCGACUUGGGUGUUGCGGUGGUCACCCUUUGCGAGAGCGGCGCUGGCCAAAAAGGAGCUAGAGAAGCACAUGCUUGAAAUCAUUGACGAUGAAAAGGCCGCCCUGUCAGAAAGAGGCCUGAAAGACGAGAGUCGUUUGGGCCCUCGCGGAAAUCUGGUGCAAUCCAUCAUGAAGGCUUCGCACCAGUGCGCGCAAGCGGCUCCUGCGGGCAAGGUUGCGUCCAUGGGACGAGGAUUCAGCGAUACUGAAGUCAUGGGAAACCUGUGGAUUUACCUGCUGGCCGGAUACGAAACUACAGCCAAUGCCAUCGCCUAUGGUUUAAUCGUCUUGGCCCUACGACCAGACCUACAACAAAAGCUUGCACAAGAGAUUGAUGAAGUUCGUGCCAAGGUAACAGCGGAUGGGCGUACUGACAUGGACUACAAGCACGAUUUUGAAAAAUUACAAUAUUGCUACGGUUUCAUGUACGAAACGUUUCGCCUGUACCCGGGCGUUACACUCAUUACCAAAAUGUGCAAAGAAAUGCAGCCUAUAGACGUGCCAGUAUAUGACAAGGCAGCAGCAGCAGCGACAAAGAGACGAGUGAUCCUGCCAGCGGAGUGCCGAGUCUACCUUUCCGCUCCCGGAAUCCAUUAUCACCCUAGCAUUUGGAAAUCUCCAGAAGAGCUCAUUCCAGAACGCUGGAUAGCCAAGGCAGCACCAGCUGAAGCAGGGGAAGCGACAAAGAAACACGUUGUAGCUGCGGAUCGAACGCGGCAGAUGAGGGGAAGCCUUCUCACGUUUUCGGACGGAGCGCGAUCUUGCCUAGGUCGAAAGUUUGCGCAGGCCGAGUACAUUGCAUUUCUCGCCACGCUUUUGGAACAGUUCACGGUGGAAUUAGCUCCCGGCGUAGAUGCCGAGCAGGCUUGGCGGGAUCUGAAUCUCAAAUGUGCGGGUGCCAUCACGUUGGCGCCGUUGCCGAUCGGACUGGCAUUAAAACGGCGUGAUAUGUAA